Messenger RNA from Telopea speciosissima, 1889 nucleotides. RefSeq names its product probable carboxylesterase 11. Bases 245 to 1657 code for a protein of 470 amino acids. The record is from RefSeq and is a predicted model, not a curated record. NCBI's taxonomy places the organism in Eukaryota, Viridiplantae, Streptophyta, Magnoliopsida, Proteales, Proteaceae. Gene Ontology annotation, molecular function: hydrolase activity. The transcript is spliced from 2 exons.
GUGUGUGCGCCUUUCAAAGAUUGAAUUGAACCAUUCUCUUCAAUCUUGAUCUUCCAUGAAGUCUCCGUAGGCAGAGAGUGUAAGGGAGCUGUAAUUUGAACCGUAAUCGCCAUGAUUUCACCUUCACCUUAAGAGAGGAAAACCUCGUUUAUCUCUCCUUCGUCUGGUUUCUGCAAGUGAACGCAGGGCGGGACCAGAGAGAGAGAUAGAGAAAAGGGAGAAGGACUGGAGGGGAAGAGGAGAGAUGCCUAGCGUCGGUGUGAAGCUCUACAGUGUAUUUUUCAAAUUCCUCCUCAAACACCGUUUGCAGAAUCGUAUCCAAACCUCUUUUGAUGAUAGUAACCCUUUCGGUGUCACCACGCGGCCCGAAGAAUCAGUAGCUGCCGCUAACCCUUCCUUCACCGACGGUAUUGCCACCAAAGACAUCCACAUUGAUUCUCUUUCCUCCCUUUCUGUUCGUAUUUUUCUACCUGACACCUGCCUCGCCGCCUCCGAAUCCGAUUUCCACCCUCAAUCUAGGGCUAGGGUCAGGGCUUCUUCCAGGUCCUUAGAUCCGGAUUCCUCACAUUCUUCCGUCGAUGCCCAUCAUAAUUACCACCGUCGUAACAGCUAUGGUCCCUCCACCUCUCCCCCUGCUGCUGCCAAUACGGCUGAGCAGAUCCGCAGGAGCAGCUAUGGUGGUAGCAGCCAGGCCGAGAGCUUGAUUUCGAAACAGGAGACGGGAGGAUACAGGGGCUAUUCUCCUUCCUUGGACAAAAAGCAACAUUCUUUUCGGAAAUUGCCGGUGAUGUUGCAAUUUCAUGGCGGAGGAUUCGUUACCGGCAGCAAUGACUCAUCCGCCAAUGAUUUUUUCUGUAGACGGAUCGCGAAAUUGUGUGAUGUGAUUGUCAUUGCGGUUGGUUAUAGGCUAGCACCCGAGAACAGGUAUCCGGCGGCCUUUGAGGAUGGAUUAAAGGUUUUGCAGUGGUUGGGAAAGCAGGCAAAUCUGGCGGAGUGUAGUAAGUCCCUUGUCAGUAAACGCGAUCAGCACCGGAGAUCUGAUACUCAUCGGCAUCUUACUGACACCUUUGGUGCGUCUAUGGUGGAGCCUUGGUUAGCUGCUCAUGGAGAUCCCACCAGAUGUGUUCUGCUGGGUGUGAGCUGUGGUGCGAACAUUGCAGACUAUGUGACUCGGAAAGCGGUGGAGGCAGGCAAACUUCUGGAUCCUGUCAAAGUGGUGGCACAGGUCUUAAUGUAUCCCUUCUUCAUUGGUACUGUCCCCACACAUUCGGAGAUCAAACUAGCAAACUCUUACUUCUAUGAUAAAGCUAUGUGCAUACUUGCGUGGAAGCUCUUUCUACCGGAGGAGGAAUUUAGCCUAGACCAUCCAGCUGCCAAUCCUCUAAUUCCUGGGAGGGAACCACCACUUAAGUACAUGCCCCCAACGCUAACAGUGGUUGCAGAGCAUGACUGGAUGCGAGACCGUGCGAUUGCAUACUCAGAAGAGCUAAGGAAGGUUAACGUCGAUGCUCCUGUCCUUGAGUAUAAAGAUGCUGUGCAUGAGUUUGCAACACUUGACAUGCUCCUCAAUACCCCACAGGCCCAAGCCUGUGCAGAGGACAUAGCAAUCUGGGCCAAGAAGUAUAUUUCACUCAGAGGCCAUGAGUUCUCUUAUUAAGUGGGAUGUAAACAAAAGUGGCAAUAGUUGCAGCAGGAGCAACAUUUUUUGUGUAUUCUUAUUUCUUCUACGAGAUGAGGGUAGAGCCUCCCCUCCCCUUACUCAGCUGUUCUGUACACACGGUGUGUUUUUCCUGCCAAUCUUGCUUUUAGAGCUUUAGGUCUCUUUCAAUAUUUUUUUUUCAUGAAUUUUCUUUAUUCUUUUUUGUUUUUUUGUUUUUUUGUUUUUUUUG